CAACCACAUGCACUUUGUAGCCUCUUUUCCUUUGCCUUGUUGACAUUUUGGAGCCAUGACACUCUCCAGUGACUACGAAGCGUCCCUGGGGGAGAUCGACAUCGUCGGUGAGGACGAUCCGAGCUCCGGGGCGGAGUUCGACUCCUCGGGUGCGGACUCCUCCGCGGAGAGCGAGGGCGCGGACGCUCCGACCCCCUCGUCCCCCUCCCCGUCGUCCUCCUGUGGGAAGGCUGCGGUGAAGCCGCCGUACUCCUACAUCGCGCUCAUCACCAUGGCCAUCCUGCAGAGCGCCAUGAAGAAGCUCACCCUCAGCGGCAUCUGCGACUUCAUCAGCAACAAGUUCCCUUACUACCGGGAAAAGUUCCCCGCCUGGCAGAACUCCAUCCGGCACAACCUGUCCCUCAACGACUGCUUCAUCAAGAUCCCCCGGGAGCCCGGGAACCCCGGGAAGGGCAACUACUGGUCCCUGGACCCGGCUUCGGAGGACAUGUUCGACAAUGGCAGCUUCCUCCGGCGCAGGAAGAGGUUCAAGAGGACCCCGGCGGACUUGGGGAAGGAUGGACUCGUUUUCUACUCCAACUACUGCCGACAUUUUGGCCAGCCGUACCCGCUGCCCGUGCAGGUCGUUCCCGCGCAGGACGGCGUCAUGAGGUCCUACUUUGUGAAGCGCGGUGGAGCCAAAGACUUGAUCGGCGCGGAAGCGACCGGCCGCGCUGGCCAAUCCAAAUGCUCCUUCAGCAUCGACUCCAUCAUGAGCAGGCCGGCUCUCCCCCACCACAGCACCGUGCGCUACCAACACUUUGUGUCCAACCCUGCGGCCUGCCUGGUUCCUGCACCCCGCCUGGUUCCUGCACCCCUGCACAGUCCCGCCACUCCGUUUGGGCCUUCCUCCGUUCUGAGCAGUGCGCAUGUCAGACGUUCCUACCCACACUGCUGACAUGUGCCGUCAUGACGUCAUUGUGUCCUCACAUGCACGAUGUUAGUGUGGCUCGUUUCUUAAAGAAAUAUAUACUGUACAGACUGCAUGAUAUUUGUGUACGUUGGCAUGGUAACC
Molecule: messenger RNA, 1054 nt
Organism: Nerophis ophidion (straightnose pipefish)
Lineage: Eukaryota; Metazoa; Chordata; Actinopteri; Syngnathiformes; Syngnathidae
Gene: foxd5
Product: forkhead box D5
Exons: 1
Coding region: 56-937 (293 amino acids)
Biological process (GO): cell differentiation; regulation of transcription by RNA polymerase II; anatomical structure morphogenesis
Molecular function (GO): RNA polymerase II cis-regulatory region sequence-specific DNA binding; DNA-binding transcription factor activity, RNA polymerase II-specific
Source: RefSeq, a predicted model, not a curated record